Phyllotreta striolata is the source of this 2307-nucleotide messenger RNA. NCBI's taxonomy places the organism in Eukaryota, Metazoa, Arthropoda, Insecta, Coleoptera, Chrysomelidae. The record is from the annotation of a GenBank genome assembly.
CUCAAAUCACGCCAUUUUAAGCCAUUACAAAAAUUUAACCUAAUAUUAAAGAGGUGUUUUAUUAAGAGUUUUAUCCAAUUAAAGUACUGUGAAAUAAGUUAUUCGUUAAUCAACAUGGUAACAGAACUGAAAACCGAAACUGCUUUCGAGGAGGCUAUACAGGCUGCAGUAAUAUCAGCAGUACAUUUCCAAGCCAACUGGGCAGAGCAAUGUGUUCAAGUAAAUCAACUAUUGGAGGCUCUGUCCGCUCAAACUAACUACUCUAGCAUGAAAUUCUACUCGUGUCCUGCCGAAGACUUACCAAAGGUAUCCGCCAAAUACAACAUUGAAGCUGUCCCUACGAUCCUCCUAUUUCGUUCCGGCAAACGCUUGGAUGUUAUACACGGCGCGGAUAACGAAAAAAUCGUAGAAAUAUUAGGAAAAUACAACAAGUCAUCGGGCGAUGAGCAAACUCUACCGCUAGAAGAGAGGUUGAAGACUUUAAUAAACAAAGCGAACGUUAUGCUAUUCAUGAAAGGCGACCGUAAAGUCCCUCGAUGUGGUUUUAGCAAACAAAUGAUAUCGAUAUUGGAUAAUGUAGGAGUACCAUACGAAACCUUCGAUAUACUGAGCGAUGAAGAAGUGCGACAGGGUUUGAAAAAGUUCUCCAACUGGCCUACGUAUCCGCAGUUAUACGUGAAGGGCGAGUUAAUCGGCGGGCUGGAUAUCGUAAAAGAAAUGAUAGAGGCCGGCGAAUUUGAAUCGACCCUUAACAGUUAGGUUAGUUCGCUUGUACUAGUAUAUUAGCGUUUGGGGAAAAUGAAAUUGUAACUUAUUUCUGUUCAUAUUUUUUUUAAUAAAACAAUACAAAUUUAUUUUGUACAACUUAAUCUAUUAUAAACGGAACGAUGAGUACGCAAUUCCUGGCAUCGGGUACUGUACUCCAUCUUCCGCAUUUGUGCUCCUUUCCUACGCCUAUAAGAAGCUUCUUACCAUCUGAUGUAAAUUGUAGGCAAUUUACGAAUCCUUCUACUGGAAUCCUCAUAACUUCGCUGUAGGAUUUGAAAUAAUUUUCUAAUUUCCAAACAUUCACGAAUCCAUUAUUGGAACCCGAUGCUAGUAAAUCGGUAUUAUGCAGAGCUCCGAGGGACGUUAUCCACAAAGGUUGCGCGUUUGUUUCUCUUCCAUGAGCAUCGUUGAUUACACAAAGUGGUUUUUUCCUCAUCAUACUCCACACGCAAAUUUGCCCGUCGUCUCCGGCAGAUGCGAAUAUCUCCUCGUUGAUUAAUUUUACAUUAUCUAUAUUUCCCGAGUGUCCGUUGUAGAUUAAUUGCGUUUCUUCUGUUAUUUUCCACAUUCUUAAAUCGCGGCUCCCGCACGACACCAUCCUGUCUUUGUAGAGAGCGUCUAUCGAAGCUACGACAUCUUGGUGGCCGAAUAACGUCUCAACGUAGGCCAUCUCAUCCAGACUCCAAACUUUCGCUGUCCUGUCUUUCGAGCAGGAAUAUAGCGUGUGAGUAUCCUUUCUGAAGCAUAAGCCCGUUAUGGAAUUUUUGUGUCCGGUGAAUUUUUUUAUAAAUUUAAACGUGCUCGGAUCCCAGAUGUAUAUAUCGUUCGAUCUCGUUCCUACUGCCAAAUAUUUAUUAUCCGUGGAUAUAGCUAUACUUAAAAUUUCACUGUUGUGUCCUGUAACUUCACCGUUUGAGUUUCUAACGAACGGAAUUACACCGAUUCUUCUAUUAUCUAGCAGGGAAUAUUUAACUACUACUCCGUCUUUACUUCCCACAAAGACGUGUUUAUCAUCGGAUGAAACACAAAGGCAGGUAAUACUUUUAUGUUGUUCCCUGCAUUUUAAAGUCUUCACGUUUUCCUCAUCUACAGCUUUGUAUUUAUCGGCCACUAACAAACGUAAUUUACCCGUUUCUUUAAGGUAGUCUUCGUUUAGCCUUUUAGCAAUAACACUUUCAUCUACUUCUUUAUUAUCCCUUCUGGCUUUCUCCUCUUUCUCGAUCUCUUCUAAAUAUAUCUUGGCCAAACGAAGUUUCUUCUCCUGGGCCGUCUCGUUCUCAUCUUCCGAUUGGGACACCUCCGACGCCUUCUCCGCGAAUUCCUCGUCUUCGCUGCUGGUUAUCUCUUCGUCUUUAGUGCUUUUUUGGGGUUUACUGUCUACUUUGCGCUUUUUAGUUUUUGUCGUCGCAUAUUUCGCGCGUUUGAGACCGUUGGAUUGCUUUCCUUUGAUGAAAAACGACAUUUUAGCAUGUAGAAAUAUGCUUUUCUACAGCGUGAUAAAAUUUAGGUUAUGUUACGUUAACUGUCAUUUGAAAUUUC